Molecule: messenger RNA, 4329 nt
Organism: Diaporthe citri
Lineage: Eukaryota; Fungi; Ascomycota; Sordariomycetes; Diaporthales; Diaporthaceae
Exons: 1
Coding region: 1-4329 (1442 amino acids)
Source: RefSeq, a predicted model, not a curated record
AUGCCCGACGUUAUACAACGCGUCUUGAGCGCGUUGUGGCGCCUUAUCCUGAUGGGCGGCAUAUUCGGCGUCGCCUACAUUGUUUGGGAUGCCCAAGUCCACCCUGUUCACACCAUUCUCAUUCCCGCUUCCUGGUUCUUUUACAGCUACGUGCUGGUCUUCCCCACGUCCCAUCUCGCCGCUGGCCUCUUCUACUACUUCGGUCUACUCGAUGACAUCAAAAUCAUGGUCCUGAUCUUUAUCUUCACUGGAUUCCUCUCGUUACACGCCCUCUACCAGCACCACCCAGUCGGCAUGAUCUACAUCGUGGCUUUCGGUAUAAUCGACUUCUGUAUCAUCCAACGAAGGGCUUCUCGAGCUGCUAUGGAGUCAGCCACGACGCAGCCUGAUGCAGCUUCUGUGGAAGCCGAGGACUCUGACGAGACUAAUACCGACACUGACCACGAAUCAAGCCUCGAAGAUGAAUCGGAGCACUCUGCGGAGCCUACGGAACCUGCUGAGCCAGAGAAACUUCAUGACUCUGAGCCCUCGAAUGGCCAACUUGUUCUCAUCGCCGUUCCUGCUGGCCCGUCGGUCGAGGAAGUCGGGCAGCCAAGCUCUUGGGCUCGCAGCGCGAUGAAGAUCCUCUGGUCCUUCCUGUGCGCCAUUGUCAAGGUUGGAGCUGCGGCCCUGGUGAUACACUUCCUCAUUGAUGUGUCGCUCAAGGCCUGGACGCUCACCCCGGUACCUGUGGACAUCGCCCCUCUGUUCGAGCCUGAAGUUAUCAUUCAGGCCAACAAGACUGAGCUUCCGAUCCCUGUCCCAAUGGCCGAGUUCACCCCUACCGGUACCUUCGGAAGCCCCUGCCAAGCUGCCCCGACGCCAACGCCGGUCGCCAAGUCGAUAGUAACUGUCAUGUCAACACCGAUGCCGACACCGAUGCCAGCGCCCACACCCAGCGCCAUGCCAGAGCCAGUGCCAGAGCCGGAACCGGUGGCCGUUCCUGACGAGGCGUUCGAGCUCCUCAACCGCCUGUUUGACUUCCCCUUUCCCGAUCCAAAGCCUCUUCUAACAUGGUACUUCGACCUUCCCCCUUCAUCGCAAUAUGCCGUCAUUGUCGCUUCCCUGCUGGUGCUUUGGUGCUUCUCAAAGCCCCUCGCUAUCCUGACACCCAACCUCAUCGUCUUGGCUGUCGACUACUUCGCCGCAGCCGCAAUGCUGCCCCUGCUGUUCCGCUACGGCUUCGCACCCAAACAGGCGAUCGUCAUCACCUUCGCAGCAGACUGUGCUUUGACCGUGAGCAUCUGGUACGCCGUGUACUGGCUUUUGAAACUGGAGGCAGCGUGCCGAAACAGCGCCACCGGCCUCGACGAUGUCAAGAGACAAUCCGAGGACAACGCUUCUGGCAUCGCUGAUCUCAGGAACCUAUCCGAGGAUACUGCCUCUGGCCUUUCCGAUCUCAGGAGCCAGUUCAGGGAGAAUGACGCCGGUCUUACAGGCCUCGGGAACCGCUUCGAGGAAUUUGUCACGCAGAGCAAGCUGGGGUGGGCCGACACGGUGAAGCCGAUCGCUGUCUUCGAGAAGGUGCUCGACAUACUUGUAUUUUGCGUCGACAGCAUCGGGAACAGGGUUGAUGCACUGGCAAAGACAGUCAGGCAUCACACCACCGAGAUAUACGCACUCGGCAAGGAAGUCGGCACCAAGGCCGACCUCGAACAAACCAUGAGGAUCCUCGAGCAGAUCUCUGGUAGAAUUGCUAGCCUUGAGACUUCGAAAGCAGAUGCAGGUAUCCUACAGGCGGCACAAGACGAAUUGAAAUCGCUGCGUUCCUUGGUUGAGAACCUCAAAGCCGAGAAGGUAGAUGCCGCAGAACUCGAGCGAGUCCAAAAGGAGCUGAAAGACCUGAAGAGCCGCAUCGAUAAUCUGGAAACCACCAAGGCCGAUGCUACAGCCGUUGCAGAUGUGGUCAGCCAAGUGAGGGGCCUAGUUACGGAUCUUAACGAGAUGCAAAAAGCCCAGUACCAACUCAACACUCGCGUUGAUACUCUCAGGACAGAGAUGGACGGCGCCCAGAAAGACAUCAAGUCUCUGAGCGAGACGAGAACUCAGCAUGGAGAUUCGAUCAACAGACUCGACAAGGACGCAAAGGAAUCAAAGAAUAAGUACAAUGAUCUCAACAGUCAGCAUCGCAACGAUAGGAAGAGAGCCGACAUGAGGAUUUCCGAGCUCGAGAAGGAAAACGCCAACCUCAGGCGGGACGUCGGCAACCUCCAGGGCAUUGCGGAAGGCUUUCACGACAGGAUGGCAGCUAUCGAGGCGAAAGAGGACAAGCACGAGCAGGAUCUGAACCAGCUCCGGGACGAUGUCAGAUCCGGCGCCGACCAGCUCCACUCUGAGAUCGACUCGAAUCAGAGCAAGGCCACGCAGGCACACAGUGAGCUGGAAGCCAGCGUCGACACCCGCUUCGCCGGCUCCGAUAAAGCUGUCAAUGAUCUCAAGGAGAAGACCAAGGAGAAACUUGUGGAACUGUCGAAAUUCACGAGCGAGGAGGCCAACAAAGUCUCGGCUGAAAUCUGGGGGGAACUUGAAGUGCGAACGACCAGCAUAGACAAGAGCCUUGUGGAGAUCUCCACGAGGAUCGACACGGCCGACCAGAGCAACUCCGGGGUCCUGCAGCGUGUGCAAGCCCUUGAAUCGCAAGGCGGCAGUUCCCUUGCCCAGCUUGGAGCCGAUGACUACAUUCGGAGCAGGUUCGAGGAGUACAUGGAAAACUUUCUGGUCAGUAAGAGAUUCUGGGCCGUUGUUGAGGACACGCAACUGAUCUUGAAGAAGCAAUCCAAUCGAGAGCGCCUGCGUGGCCAGGUUCAGGCAGCCAUGGAAGAGUUACUGGACACUGAGGAGAUUCAGCAAACCAUUUAUGCCAACCUCAUGGAGCGAAAAGCCCUCGACAACACGAACGGUAACGACGAGCCCCUGGGUGACCCCCCUGGGGUGAUCUCCGAGGGUCGGGCGACCCCUCCCGGCGACAUUUCAUCGGACGACAAUACCGGACCCACCAUCCCUGAGGAAUCAACCAUUCCGGACGACGCUGACGACCACCACGGCACUCGCGGCGUCCCUCCUGGUGAUCCCCCUGGGGUGUGUCUCAGAGGGCGCGCGGCGAGCCUGGGUGGAAGCACGUCGGACGGUCCCUCUUGUGAUGGUGGUACUGGACCUCGACCCUCGGGCGAGGACGACGAUGACGCGCUUCAGCCGAAGCGGCGGGAGGGGAACGAGCCGUGUGAGGCUGGCGGAUUGACUGACGAACAACUCCAUGGCCCGGCCGAUCCGGAGCAGCCUGGCGGUGAGGACGAGGAGACGGACGAGGAGGGGGAGGAUGACGACGAUGAUGACGCCCACAAUGACGGAAAUGACGAUGGUUCGGACGACGAUGGUCCGGACGACGAUGGUCCUCCGGGUCCGUCUCCCGGAAGCGGCGGCUCCAACGGUCACAAUGGCACCGGUGACGACGACAAUGAUGAUCAAGACGGACACAACGGUGGCGCCCCUCGCCCGUUCACCAGCCAUGGCACCACCUGCGGCGCUCCAGGUCUUUCCAACUCCUGCUAUGCUUCUGACCCAUCUCUGGACAGCGGUACGCAACACAGCAGUGGAGCAGACGGUGGGCCACAGGACGACAAUGACGAUGGCUCAGAACACCCUUCCGAGGAGGAGCACAAAGACAACCCGAACAAAGCUUUGCGGAAAUUGAAUCAAAUGCACGGGAAUAGGCAACAGGCUGUCAAGAAUGCGAUAGACCGAGUGGAGAAGGAGAAGCGACAGCAACAGCAAGGGCAGAACCUUCCGGCGCCAGCGAAGAACCAGCAAACGGCUGAGGGACAGCUAAAGAACGCACACAGGAAUCUAGCUCACACUCAGAAUCAGCUCAUCAAGGCGCUGGAUCGGGCAGAGCAGGCUCGAAACCAGCCAGGGCCAACGCAGAACCCCCCGCAGCAAGCGAAGGAUCGACGGCCGGAAGCGCGGAGGCUGCUGAAGGCAGGGCCGGGCCUGCUACAGGAAGCGGAGAACCAGUUAACGGAUCUUCGGUCGAGGCUCGAGCACGCGCAGAACGAACACAUGCAGCAGGAGAAUCAGGACGUGCAUCAGAAAAUCGAAGACACGAAGGAAAAGAUCCAACUACUACUGCGACAGAACCAGCCAGCGUCGAGUCAGAGUCAGCCAAUACACCGGCAGAGCCAACCAACUCAACUCCAGAACCACCUGAAGCAAGCACAGGGCCACCCAAUGCAGCCAUACAGCCAGCCCACACAAUACCCAAAACAACAGACUGGGAAGGGCCAAGAGCAGUAA